AUGUCGCUUAAAGUACCUAAAGCCAAUAAUAUCCAGCUAUUCAAAGAUGGAUACAAGCAAGUCUCGGGAUUGGAAGACGCGGUGCUGCGAAAUAUCCAAGCCGUAGCAGAAUUAUCCGACCUCGUACGGACGAGUUUUGGGCCCAAUGGCGCACUCUUCGUGACCUCAGAUGCUGCAACGAUCAUUCGCGAAAUCGAGGUCGUGCACCCUGCUGCAAAACUGCUUGUCAUGGCGUCGCAAGCUCAGGAGUCCGAGAUGGGCGAUUCGACGAACACGGUGCUCAUAUUCGCGGGUGAACUGUUGAAGAAGGCGGAAAACCUUUUGCUGAUGGGGCUUCAUCCCAGCGAGAUCAUAAAAGGGUACGAGCUGGCAUGCGAGAAGGCCUUGGCCGAACUAGAAAAACUAUCUACGACUAGCCUGUCAACACCCCUUACUCACCAAUCACUGGCAGAGGCACUGAAACCUGCGAUCGCGUCUAAACAAUAUGGGCACGAAGAUACUCUCGCCGCUUUGGUCGCCGAGGCCGCUCUGAUUGUCAUGCCCCCCAAUCCCAAAAACUUCAACGUCGACAAUGUACGAGUAGUGAAGAUCAUGGGCGGGAGUCUGUCUGGGAGCAAGGUGGUACAAGGCAUGGUCUUCGGACGUGAACCCGAAGGCACGAUAAAAAAGGCCCUACGAGCCAAAGUCGCGGUAUACACAUGCGGCAUCGAUAUCUCGCAGACAGAGACAAAAGGAACCGUCCUUAUCAAAAAUGCCGACGAGAUGCUCAAUUUCACGACGGGAGAAGAGAAGCAUAUGGAAAAGAUAUUCAAGGAAAUUGCUGACUCCGGUGUUAAAGUCAUCAUCGGUGGAUCAACCGUUGGCGACCUGGCUCUUCAUUACCUCAAUCGUCUCAACAUCGCAGUCAUCAAAGUACUAUCAAAAUUCGAGCUUCGUCGACUGUGCAGGGUCGUCAAUGCCACACCGUUAGCUCGCCUUGGAGCACCCACGCCCGAAGAAGCCGGUUUCGUCGAUGUCUUUGAAACCAUUGAGAUUGGUGGGGAUCGAGUGACUGUACUCCGCCAGCUAGCUGAAGAUGACGAGGGUUUUGAUGCCAGCUCGUCAGGCGAAAGGACGCGUACGGCAACAAUUGUCUUGAGGGGAGCUACUUCAAAUCAUCUGGACGACCUCGAACGAGCCAUUGACGAUGGUGUAAACGUCAUAAAAGCUUUGAUGAAAGAUGCGCGAUUGGUUCCUGGAGCAGGCGCCUCUGAAUUGGAGCUAGCACGGAGGGUAGAGACGUAUGGCAGCGGACUCAAGGGGCUCGCACAGCAUGCGGUAAAGCGAUAUGCUACAGCUCUGGAGGUUGUCCCGCGAACGUUGGCUGAGAAUGCUCUGGGAGGCGCCGAAGGGAAUGAAGUGUUGAGCCGGCUAUGGGCCAAGCACGAGGAAACGGGGGGUGAGGCUUGGGGCGUUGACAUUGAGGCGGAAACAGAUGGCACCCUCCUGGCGACCGAACAUAAAAUCACUGAUUCACUAGCGUCGAAGUCUUGGGCGAUAAAAUUGGCCACCGAAGCCGCGACGUCCGUUCUGAGCGUAGACAGCAUCAUAAUGAGCAAACCGGCCGGCGGGCCAAAGGUGCCGCAACAAGCAGGCAAUUGGGACGACGAUGAUUAG
Pleurotus ostreatus (oyster mushroom) is the source of this 1656-nucleotide messenger RNA. It is a transcript of the gene CCT8, whose product is annotated as T-complex protein 1 subunit theta. Lineage: Eukaryota; Fungi; Basidiomycota; Agaricomycetes; Agaricales; Pleurotaceae. The transcript has 7 exons. Gene Ontology annotation, cellular component: chaperonin-containing T-complex. Gene Ontology annotation, molecular function: ATP binding; ATP-dependent protein folding chaperone; ATP hydrolysis activity. Gene Ontology annotation, biological process: protein folding. The coding region runs from base 1 to 1656 and encodes 551 amino acids. The record is from RefSeq and is a predicted model, not a curated record.